Messenger RNA from Thamnophis sirtalis, 1056 nucleotides. It is a transcript of the gene RPRM, whose product is annotated as reprimo, TP53 dependent G2 arrest mediator homolog. The record is from RefSeq and is a predicted model, not a curated record. NCBI's taxonomy places the organism in Eukaryota, Metazoa, Chordata, Lepidosauria, Squamata, Natricidae.
UCCCUUCCCAGGAGCAGCAGCAGCAGCCUCUCUUCUGGCGGAGAAGCCGGAUCCUCGACAGGAGCCGGGCAAAGGAGCGCGCCGCUUGCCGGGGAUUCCCAGCCCCCUCGGUUUGCGCGCCACAGGUUGCCGUCCUCAAAAAGGGACCGCCGCCGCAGCUGCCGCAUGAGGCUCGCUGGGCGCCGGGCACAUCUCCGAGGAAGCCGCGCCGCGCUCUCGCUCCAUCGCCGGUGCCCGCCGCCCCGUCUCCCUGCCGCCGCCGGGACCAUGAACUCCACGCUGGGCAACCAGACGGAGGUGCUGGGGCUGCUGCUGGCCAACGGCACUGGCUCUCUGGAGCGAGUGCUCCAGUCCUUCACGCCCAUGUCCGUGGUGACCGACGACGGCUUCGUGGUGACGGCGCCGGACGAGCGGAGCCUGUACAUCAUGCGGGUGGUGCAGAUCGCCGUCAUGUGCGUCCUGUCGCUCACCGUCGUCUUCGGCAUCUUCUUCCUCGGCUGCAACCUGCUCAUCAAGUCCGAAGGCAUGAUCAACUUCCUGGUGAAGGAGCGGAGGCCGUCCAAAGAGGUGGAGGCGGUGGCCGUGGGCCCCUACUGACCCCGGCGCCGCCCACCGGCCCGCUUGGCCUCUCCGGACUCGCGAGGGGACCUUUGGCUGCUGCCGCCGCCUUUCCCGGCCGUGGAAACAAUUCCUGGCAGGCGAGGGACAAGCGACCCUUUCCCCCCACCGACGGGACGAUAGUAGCAGGACUCUAUCCGAAGCCAACUGCCGUGACUUUGGACUGGGCGUGGGAGAAGGUUUUACAGCCGUUUCCCUCGCUCUCCGGACAGGUGGGGAAGAGCAGCGACCUCGACCUGCAGCGAGGACAGUGGUGGUCCCCCUGCGGUGGGAACGGGGGUAAAGUGGAAAGGGGACAGAGAUGAGGAAGCUCUUGAAUGACAUUUGAUGUUCUGUAUAUAACACUGUAAAUCCCACCAGCUAAACAUUUCCAGCUUUGAUGCUUUGUUUUAAGGAGGGGAGGGAGAGAGACAAAUUGGUCUUAAAGUUUAAUUGUAA